Messenger RNA from Cucurbita moschata (crookneck pumpkin), 772 nucleotides. RefSeq lists its product as uncharacterized. The transcript is spliced from 2 exons. The coding region runs from base 26 to 631 and encodes 201 amino acids. The record is from RefSeq and is a predicted model, not a curated record. NCBI's taxonomy places the organism in Eukaryota, Viridiplantae, Streptophyta, Magnoliopsida, Cucurbitales, Cucurbitaceae.
UCCUUGACCCUCCUGCAGCUGCAUAAUGGCCUUGCUCUCCCACAAACUUGGCUUCUUCCUCUACAUUGUUGCCCAUGGCUUGCUGCUAUUGUCGUGCUCAGUACAUGGCGAUGGACCUAAUGUGAAAGAAGACGUGCUUUUCCAAGCCAUGAACAGCUAUAGAAAGUCCAUAAAACUUACCCCCAUGAACAAGAACUCCAAAGCAGGCUGCCUAGUCAAGCAAAUCGCUUGGGACUUCGACGACCAGUCGCCCCUCAGCAUCUUCCUCAGCGGCUCCACCAUUGCACCAAGCAACUUCUCCCAACUCCCUAGUCUACCCGACUACCUGUCCAAAUGCAAAAUCGAGCUCAAUCACACAAAAAAUGGCCUGAUUUUGCCUCUCCAUAUCCCCACUUUGGCAUUGAAUCUUGUUCUCCAUGAAUGUACAAAUUCCCAAAUGGCUAAGUACUGGAGCAAACCUGAAUUCACGUCGGUCGGAAUUGGGUGUUUUGAACAAUGGGUAGUGUUCGCUUUUGCCACCGAUUCGCCUACCGGAAGCUUUUCUUCUGCCGUGAAUUUGUCUGAUUUGGGUCUUCGACAUUUUUACUUGGUGUUAUCCGUGCUGUUGGGGUUGCUUCUUCUCUCGGGUUGAGGACCGUUUUCCUUUCCAUCUCAAACGACAUGUCGGUCGGGUUCUGGAAAUUUCAAGCAUCCUGCCACAAUAAUUACAUUCUUUUUUUCUUUAUUUUGUGUUCGUUUUUACAAGUGUUUUUCAUCGAAUUGUUAUCUUAAA